CGCAAAGAGCAAAGGAGCCCGGUACCGGCUUGGUCCAGAGCUCGAAAUCUGAAACUGCAGCUGAAUUGAGUUGGAUUUCCACCUAGGCCCUGGCUGUUGCUCUUGAAGGAAUAUCCCAGCAGUGCCAUGAAGUUUUAUAUGGCAGCUGCAGGGAUGAUGGUGGCAGCACUGCUUGGCAGUGUACAAAUGUGGUUACGGCUGCUCGGAUCACUACUAUGAGUCUGACACACUCUUGCAUUCGUUUCAAGUUCUGGCAAAGCUUCUGGAGUCCCCAGCUACUCAAGAUAUUAUCUGUGAUGUGGGAAUGCCCGUUCUGCACAGAAACGUUCGCUACAAUUGUCGGGUGAUCUUUUUAAACAAAAAAAUUCUUCUGAUCAGACCAAAAAUAUCAUUGGCAAAUGCAGGAAACUACAGGGAACUUAGGUGGUUUGCCCCGUGGAACAAGGCAAGGCAUGUGGAGGAAUAUUUUCUACCCAGGAUAAUUCAGGAAGUGACUGGACAGGAAACUGUUCCUUUUGGGGAUGCAGUGCUGGCAACCAAAGAUACCUGCCUAGGGUCAGAAAUAUGUGAAGAACUCUGGGCACCAAACAGCCCUCACAUUGAAAUGGGACUCGAUGGUGUGGAAAUUUUCACUAACUCUUCAGGGAGUCACCAUGUGCUGCGGAAGGCUCACACCCGCGUGGAUUUGGUGAAUUCUGCCACAGCUAAGAAUGGUGGAAUAUAUAUUUUAGCUAACCAGAAAGGCUGUGAUGGUGAUCGUCUGUAUUAUGAUGGCUGUGCCAUGGUUUCAAUGAAUGGAGAAACAGUUGCACAAGGAUCCCAGUUUUCACUCGAAGAUGUGGAGGUGCUGGUUGCCACUCUGGACUUGGAGGAUGUUCGAAGUUACAGAGCUGAGAUUUCAUCUCGUAACUUAGCGGCAAGUAAAGUGAAUCCUUAUCCCAGGGUAAAAGUGAAUUUUGCUCUGUCGUGUUCUGACGAUGUAGCUGUACCUACUUGUACGCCAAUCCAGUGGAGACAUCAUAGUCCCGAGGAGGAGAUCAGCCUUGGUCCUGCAUGUUGGCUUUGGGACUAUUUAAGGCGCAGCAAACAGGCAGGAUUUCUCCUACCUCUUAGUGGUGGAAUUGACAGCUCUGCUACAGCUUGCAUAGUGUACUCUAUGUGUCACCAGGUUUGCCUGGCAGUCAAGAACGGAAAUGCAGAUGUGCUGGCUGACGCACGCAGGAUAGUGAAUGAUGAUGCCUAUGUCCCUGAGGAUCCUCGAGAAUUUUGCAAGCGUGUCUUUACCACUUGCUAUAUGGCGAGUGAGAACUCCUCCCAGGACACCUGCAACAGGGCUAAACUUCUGGCUGAGCAAAUAGGCAGCUAUCACAUCAAUCUGAACAUAGAUGCGGCUGUGAAAGCUAUUGUGGGAAUUUUCAGCAUGGUGACAGGUCGAACUCCCCGUUUUUCUGCCUUCGGAGGGAGCAGCAGAGAAAACCUGGCACUCCAGAACGUGCAGGCUAGAAUAAGAAUGGUCCUUGCCUACCUGUUUGCUCAGUUGACACUUUGGACUCGUGGGAUACCAGGGGGACUUCUGGUGCUAGGAUCCGCCAAUGUGGAUGAAAGUCUCCGAGGUUACUUGACGAAGUAUGAUUGCUCAAGUGCUGAUAUCAAUCCCAUUGGUGGCAUCAGCAAGGCUGAUUUGAAGAACUUCAUCCAAUAUUGCAUUGAAAAUUUUCAGCUCACAGCCCUUAGAAGUAUCAUGUCAGCUCCCCCCACUGCAGAGUUAGAGCCCCUGGUAGAUGGACAAGUGGCUCAAACUGAUGAGGCAGAUAUGGGGAUGACAUAUGCAGAGCUCUCCAUCUAUGGCAAAUUAAGAAAAAUUGCAAAGGCUGGACCAUACAGUAUGUUCUCUAAGCUGAUUAACAUGUGGAAGGAAAUUUGUACUCCAAGAGAGGUGGCAUCAAAGGUUAAGCAUUUCUUCAGGAUGUAUUCAGUUAACAGACAUAAAAUGACCACCCUCACUCCUUCCUACCAUGCUGAAAACUACAGUCCAGAUGACAACCGAUUUGACCUGAGGCCUUUCCUUUAUAACACCGCGUGGUCCUGGCAAUUUAGGUGUAUAGAUGAACAGGUAUCCAAGCUAGAAAAAAAAGGAGGAAUUUCUCAAGCUGAAGAUGUGGACUGAUUUUUAUUUGCUUGCUUAACUGUGGCAAUUGAUUUGCUAAGCAGAAUGUUCAGAACUGGAGUAUGCUGUGAUGAUGAGCAUAGAUGACCCAACCAAUUGCUGACAUGACCAUUGUAAAUUAUAUUUGUAAUCAAGUCCUUUCUUUCUUUUUUUUUUGAGUAAUUUUUUUGUUCACAAUAUACUUUUUUUUUUUUUUAACCCAAACUACAGUUUAAUUUAUUAAGGAUUUAUUUCAACUAUUUGAGUUAAUUGCCUUUAAUUGAAAAUUUUUGGAUAAACCCAGCAAUCAUAAAUCAAUGCAAGGCAGUCUUCUGUGAAAGUGAAUACACAUACAAAGACUAAGUUUGGUUCUAGUACCUUGGAUAUGAUUUUUGAGUACCCUUCAGCUGAAAGUAUAAAAUUUUGACAGUUCUGGCAUGUGCUGUUGAGGGUAAAAACUCAUUUUACUUUGCAAUAAACUUGUAAUUUUAUAAUGCUAA
Molecule: messenger RNA, 2646 nt
Organism: Colius striatus (speckled mousebird)
Lineage: Eukaryota; Metazoa; Chordata; Aves; Coliiformes; Coliidae
Gene: NADSYN1
Product: NAD synthetase 1
Exons: 21
Coding region: 305-2167 (620 amino acids)
Biological process (GO): NAD+ biosynthetic process
Cellular component (GO): cytoplasm
Molecular function (GO): ATP binding; NAD+ synthase (glutamine-hydrolyzing) activity; glutaminase activity
Source: RefSeq, a predicted model, not a curated record